Molecule: messenger RNA, 2424 nt
Organism: Brassica napus (rape)
Lineage: Eukaryota; Viridiplantae; Streptophyta; Magnoliopsida; Brassicales; Brassicaceae
Product: probable leucine-rich repeat receptor-like serine/threonine-protein kinase At3g14840
Exons: 15
Coding region: 94-1239 (381 amino acids)
Molecular function (GO): protein binding
Source: RefSeq, a predicted model, not a curated record
CCUUUCUUAUACUACUCCACUCUCAUCGCCUUUUCUCUUCUCCCACAAAAACAAAUUAAUAAACAGUGAAAGAAGAAGAAGAAGAAGAAGAAAAUGUCGUUACCUCGACUUAUCUUUAUGUACGUACUCGUCUCCCUCAUCUUCGGCUUCGCUUCUUCUCAAAAGUUAGCCAGAGAUGAAGUGGACGUUUUAAGAGCCGCGGCGAAGGUGUUACAGCAAAAGAAGUGGAAUUUCAGUGUGGAUCCAUGCGACGUCGCUUCCGUAGGAGGGUGGAGAAAUCCUAACGCUGGCAAGGGUUUCGAAGACGCAGUUACUUGUAACUGCUCCUCCACACUUUCUCACGUCACCAGCGUAGUUCUCAAGGCACAAAACCUUAACGGAUCUCUUCCUAAAGAGUUUGCAGGACUUCCUUUUCUGCAGGAUAUUGAACUGUCUAGAAACUAUCUCAACGGUUCCAUUCCUCCGGAAUGGGGAGCUUUGCCACUUGUGAACAUUUCAGUACUUGGAAACCGGAUAAGUGGUUCAAUCCCAAAAGAGAUUGGAAACAUUACAACCCUUAUUAGCCUUAUCUUGGAACUUAACCAGAUUUCAGGGAAAUUACCUCAAGAACUCGGGAAUCUACCAAACAUUCAAAGAAUCUUUCUUAGCUCGAACUAUUUGAGUGGAGACAUCCCAAGUACAUUCUCCAGACUUACAACACUGAUUGAUUUACGUAUAAGUGACAACCAAUUCACCGGUACUAUACCAGAUUUCAUCCAGAACUGGACAAACCUUGAAAAAUUAGUUAUUCAAGCAAGUGGUUUAGUCGGACCGAUUCCUAAUACCAUUAGUACUCUCAAAAAGUUAACAAACUUGAGAAUCAGUGAAUUGAGCGGACCAGGAUCUCCAUUUCCGCCACUACAAAACAUGACAACGAUAAAGACAUUGAUUCUUAGGAACUGCAAUCUUACAGGAGAGUUACCUGCGUAUCUUGGACCGAUCACAUCUUUAAGACUCUUAGAUCUUAGUUUUAACAAACUAAGUGGACCAAUUCCGGUAACAUAUAGCGCUCUUUCACGAGUUAACAUAUAUUUUACAAGUAACAUGUUAAAUGGGGAAGUUCCAAGUUGGAUGGUAGACAAAGGAGCCAAGAUUGAUCUAAUUUAUAAUAACUUUACCAAUGAUCCAAGAACUGCAGAAUGUCAGAAGAAUGAUGUGAAUAUGUUUUCAAGCACAAAUCCUUUGGUGGCAAAUAACUAGUAAGUCCUUUUUUCUUCUCAUAAAUUUUAAAAUCUUAUCUCUAAAUUCAUCUCCAACCCAACAACAAAACUUUACUUUAGGAUGAUUUUCACAUAAAAACCGUUUCAGCCAACACUAAAAAUCACACUAUUUUAAUGCAACAAUUUAAUAGCACACCAAAUCUAGUGUGAUACUAAUCAUCACACAAAACACAAUUUACUUAUGUUUAUUUAUAUACAAAUGAAUAAAAUUUUAUAUAUAUGCAUAUGUAAUAAUAAAUAAAUAUUUAUAGUAAAAUAAAAUAUAUGUAUUGAACUAAUUUAUUUAAAGCUAUUAUUUAAAUAAUAUUUUAUUUUGACUAGUAAAUAUUUUAUUUUAAUAUAUUUUUACGGAUGUGUUUUAUGUAAUAUAAUUAUAUAAUAAUAAUUACUUAUAUUUUAAAUAUUAAAUAAUAAUAAAAAUUGUAAUAUAAUAAAUGAAAUACCCUAGAAUAACAUUAUAUUUUUUUAUCACAAAUAUAACACACAAAGGUCAAUAUGACCAAAAUAUGUUUCAUUAAAGAGGUAAAAGACACUUAUACUCCUAUGGUUAACUAAUCUAGACUUAUAAUUUAUAUUUAAAUAAUGGGAUUGGAGGGGGGAUGGGGUUUAGUAUUUUAGAAUAAAAUUUAAAUGGUUUAGGAUUUUAAAAUAAAAUUUAAAUUUAAAAUAAUAAUUUUAAAAAUAGUUUCAAAUAGAAUUUUUGGAUUUUAGAAUAAAAAUCGAAAAAUAAAAAGUUUUCAAUUGAAUUAUUUUUUACCAAACACUUUUUUAUUAUUAUUAUUAUUUAAAUAUUUAUCUUUAUUUAUAUAUCUAUAGAGUAAAAAUAUAAAUGCCAUUACCUCUUUAAUGAAACAUAUUUUGAUCAUUUUUUUUUGUUUGUUUUUUGGUUCAAACAAACUCUUUUUUGUUAUGAACAAUGUGGAUUACUAGUAACCAAAUGGCCAAACCGUGGCCCAUAGAGAGAGAGAGAGUCGGCGGCCCAAAGGGAGAGAGAGUGGCCGACCUUAGACUUAGAAUAGUUUCAUUUUCUCUUCAUGUUUAUCUUUAGGAGGUUUUUCUUUUUCCUUUAGGAUAAUGAUUUGUACACUUUCCUUUUAUCUGAUUCUUGUAAACCCCUAUACAAGGGAACACUUUGAUUCAGUAAUAAUAGAGACAUAACACACGA